CCUUCCCCCUUCUCUGUUGUUCACCCGCACCCUCUCAGCUCAUUCAUCACUCGCUCAUUCGCCCUCUCUCCCUCUCUCCCUUUCUCUCCCUCUCUCCUUUUACAUCGACUCCAACUCACUUCUCCACAUUCAUACCAUGCAAAGCGAACAAGAACAGCGUUCCAGCUCAUCACAAGAACGCCGCCAUCGUCCGAGCGAACAUCGUCGAGACCGAGACCGUGACCGAGACCGUGACCGAGAUCGGGAACGAGAACGUAGUGCACGCCACCAACAACAACAGCAACAGCAGCAGGAAGAUGAAGGGCGUCCAAGCUCCUCUUCUUCUACUCCUGGUUAUCUUACUAGAGACGAACACUCCAGAGACUACAGGGACCCAGAAUCACCUCGAUCUUCCCGCCGACGCAAUGACUACCCAUCCAAUCGGCCUUCCGAACAGGCUGUGAGCAUCGAGUUCGAGGAGGAAUAUGCUACGGAAGAUGUGGGAUCUGAACAUGGACAUGACCCAAAUGAAGCCGUGGAUCCACCUGAGGGAGAUCGAGCAAUUUCAUCGGCAGGAUCAGUGCCAGCAGAAGAGACGGAAACAGCAACUGAGCCGACUCCAAUGGAACCUUCAGAGAUUCAAUCGACCCUCUCCUCCUCGACACAAGAGCGACAGCAGGCAAAGAAGGAAUCACAACAACAAAAUGCAACAUUGAAGGCAAAGGAGGAUGCCAAAAUAGAGGAGCUCAAGGCCACGAUCCUGGAACUGCAGCAGCAAGAGCAGGAGAUCAUCCAAGCCAUAAGAGGUGAAGGGACGCCGAAUGAGAUCAUCGAUAGACACAUCAAGCAACUGCAUCAGUACAAUGAGAUCAAGGAUGUAGGGCAGGUCAUUCUGGGAAAGUGUGCGGAACUGGAGGGCACGACCAUCAAGAAGCAGUACGAGAUGUUUGGAUUGAACCCAGAGGACUGAAAAAAAAAUGCGGCCCCAUGGUUGUGCUGCAAAAGAUCCUUUGUAGCCAGGGAAUACUCUGUGGAUUCCGACCUCAUCGAGCUUAACAGCGUUGCUAUUCAUCUCAUUGUCUUCUCUCUUAUUGCGAAUAUGCCCAAAUAAAAUAAAGACCA
This is a messenger RNA of Gamsiella multidivaricata, 1101 nucleotides long. RefSeq names its product Swi5-domain-containing protein. The coding region runs from base 137 to 949 and encodes 270 amino acids. The transcript has 4 exons. Gene Ontology annotation, cellular component: Swi5-Sfr1 complex; Swi5-Swi2 complex. The record is from RefSeq and is a predicted model, not a curated record. NCBI's taxonomy places the organism in Eukaryota, Fungi, Mortierellomycota, Mortierellomycetes, Mortierellales, Mortierellaceae. Gene Ontology annotation, biological process: meiotic joint molecule formation; double-strand break repair via homologous recombination; meiotic DNA recombinase assembly involved in reciprocal meiotic recombination.